AGGUGGGGCAGCCCCGGUUCCAAGAAGCUGUAGGCGCGACGUUCGGCCGAUGUUUGACGCAAGCUAACGGAAGAACGAUUCCUUUGUCUACGUAAAAAACCUACCUUUAGGCAUUUGAUUUUUCCUAGUCAGAAGCAACAAAACAACGUCGACACUAGUCAAUCUGAUUGCCAUCAACAGAGCAAGGAGCUGUGAAUUCCCCCCAAAUAUCAUAAUUCACCGCCCGCUGGGCCCUCGGCCAUCAUGACGGAGGUGAUCAUGACACAGACGCCCCCUGUCCUCAAUGGGCCCUCCGAAAAGGAGAAGAAGUACGACAGACAGCUGCGACUUUGGGCCGCCAGUGGUCAAGCGGCUCUUGAGUCUGCCAACAUCCUCCUGGUCAGCUCUGGUGGUGGAACUGUUGGUGUAGAGACCCUCAAGAACUUGGUGCUGCCCGGCAUUGGUCAGUUUACCAUUUACGAUCCGGCCACAGUGUGCGAGUCCGAUUUGGGAGUCAACUUCUUCCUGGAUGAGGAUUCACUGGGCAAGUCAAGAGCACAAUGCUGCACAGAGAUGCUGCUUGAGCUUAAUCCUGAAGUCCAUGGAGAAUGGCACCCAAACAGCGAGCAUGGCGCUCUCACCCUUGCGCAGCUUCUUGAAAAAUCGCCAACUUUUACCAUGAUAAUCUAUUCCCACCCCAUCACUGAGGCUGACAAGGACCUGCUCUGGACUUAUGGCAGCCAACACAAAACGCCCCUUAUCUCCAUGCAUUCGGCAGGGUUCUACUCUUACUUUCAGGUCAAACUGCCCGGCGCAUUCCCAAUAGUAGACACUCAUCCUGAUGAGACCGCCACCACCGACCUGCGACUGCUUACACCUUGGCCAGAGCUGCAGCAGUUCGCCAAGGAGCUGACGCAUAAUAUCGACAGCCUAGAUGAUCAUGAACAUGGUCACCUGCCGUACGUGGCGAUCCUGCUCCACUAUCUCGACCAGUGGAGGGACGCACACGAUGGGCGUUAUCCGACGACAUACGCAGAGAAAAAAGAAUUCAGAACUCUUGUGUCACAGGGGACAAGGAUAGGUAACGCCACGGGACCAGAGGAGAACUUUGAGGAGGCUGUUGCUGCGGUGCUGAAAACUAUAUCGCCACCUUCGCUACCAGAUGGCUUGAGGGAAGUGUUCCGAUACCUGGAUUCUCACAAAACAGAGGAAAGGACAGGCUUCUGGCUCAUCGCAGCGGCUAUACGACAGUUCUGGGAGAACAACAAGUGUCUACCUGUGCCAGGCAAGGUGCCCGACAUGAAGGCACAGUCGAAUGUAUAUGUCCGCCUUCAAAACAUCUACAAAUCAAAAGCCCGGAAAGAUGUAGCCGAGGUCCUGGACAUUGUACGGUCAUACCCUGGUGGCGGAGAGGUCGAUCCUUCAGGGGUGGAACUGUUCUGCAAGAACGCAGCGUUCGUCAAGCUCAUCAACGCAGCCGAGGACGGGACCAACAGUGAUCGGCUAGCAAAGGUUGUGGAGGCCGAACUAGCCAACGAUGCCGUCGCCGAGGCGAGCAUGAUGCCGCUCUCUUUGGUCCCAAUAUACUUGGCACUGUCCGUCACCGCACACGACCCCACCGCCACAAGGGAGCAGAUUAUGAGUGCUAUCAAAGACUGUGUGCCUAGUGUGGGUGAUCAUGAGCGGCUAUUGGAGGUUUCGGAAGAGGUUGCCAGGGCGGGAGGCGCAGAGCUUCAUAAUAUCUCGGCCUUGACGGGCGGCAUGGUCGCGCAGGAGAUGAUCAAGAUCAUUACAAAGCAAUACAUCCCAGUCGACAACACAUGUGUCUUUGACGGGAUUGGGAGCCGCUGCCAGACACUUCGUCUCUAAAGUGGGGAGGGGGGCAGGACAGCGGCGGAGCACACCAAGAGCCCGAGGUCCUCGACGCGAGCUCAGCUUGUACGGCUGAUGAGGAUACGCAGAGGUAUAUUUGGGCUCUGAUGACGAGAGGUUGUUCUCAAAGUCGCAUCGACAACAAACCGCGCAAUCUGGCUGAUUUGGGCGUUUGUCGGCACUGAUCUUGCACAUCCGGGCUUUUAUGACACAAUUUCUCACUGCAUCCACACGUUGUGUAAAAUUGGCCCAGAGACCGAAGCAUUGCGCUACGUACAUGUCAGAAAAAAAAGGUCUGGAGAGACUAAUCAGAGACUAGAGUUUCUUCCCCGGAAUAUUACGAAUAUGCAUAGGCGCAGGUUAAGGUUCAUUGGGAGGUUAAGAAAUAACAAAAGUGAGCAGUUACCCAGAGCUAUUUUCGUGCAUUCACCGCCAAGGGCAUUGGCCAACUGGAUAUUUACUUCGAUGCUCACCCGUUCCGACCAAGUAAUGUGGUUUCUGGAUGCGGAGAAUAGACCGGACCGCCAGUCCGGGAGAGCACGAGGGCAAUGAUACCCUGCCCCAUACGCCGCGCACUGGGCAAUGUCCGGGGUAAAAUAAGCAAGAAAUUGAACAAGUGGCACACUGAUACGAUUCCAAUAUCUUUUGUCAGUCACUAAUGUUGCGUGACGAAAUUGCAGACUAUGUAGGCAUUAGAGGAGCAAGAUCAAGUCAAACUCUUGCUCCCGUUCCAAGCACCCAAUUAUGGAUGCGUGUAGGGGUGGUGCGGGUUGAACAAGGGAAACAAGUGCCGGAGCUUUUAGUCGAGCGAGGCUGAUAUCACUCCAGGGCGGUAUACUCCCCAUCACCUUCUGACCUAUUACAUCGAGUCUGAGAUAACCGCCACCGAUUCGACCAUGUGCAUCCAUUGAAGCGGGUGGGCGGUACCUGGGAGACGAGGCAAAAAAAAGAGAAAGAAAAAAGAAAAGAAAGAAAGAAAGAAAGAAAGCCCUGAUCCGCGGCUCAUUACUUCAGAUGAACGUUGUUUUUUUGGCGCACAUCUUGCCUUGUUUACCCAGCACGGCGGCAAGAAGACGUUUGACGAGAGGCAAAAAGAUUAUCAAAAAGAAAAAUAAAAAUGGGUGGGCUAUAGCCAACACAAAGCUACGCUCGCCACGCUACGUAGUCUGCUGAAACAACAGCAAUAUAGAAUAUCCUGCAGUUAGCCUUUUUACCUUGUUAUGGGGGGAAACAACAAAAUUGGAGGGUCAUGGGGAAAUAUGGGAAGGAGAGAAAAAAA
This is a messenger RNA of Pyricularia grisea, 3130 nucleotides long. RefSeq lists its product as uncharacterized. The record is from RefSeq and is a predicted model, not a curated record. Gene Ontology annotation, molecular function: NEDD8 activating enzyme activity. Gene Ontology annotation, cellular component: cytoplasm. The coding region runs from base 244 to 1848 and encodes 534 amino acids. NCBI's taxonomy places the organism in Eukaryota, Fungi, Ascomycota, Sordariomycetes, Magnaporthales, Pyriculariaceae. The transcript is spliced from 6 exons. Gene Ontology annotation, biological process: protein neddylation.